Molecule: messenger RNA, 216 nt
Organism: Fusarium pseudograminearum CS3096
Lineage: Eukaryota; Fungi; Ascomycota; Sordariomycetes; Hypocreales; Nectriaceae
Exons: 3
Coding region: 1-216 (71 amino acids)
Biological process (GO): mitochondrial respiratory chain complex IV assembly
Cellular component (GO): mitochondrial inner membrane
Source: RefSeq, a predicted model, not a curated record
AUGGUUAAAAGCCCGCACUCAACUUACUAUGAUCCCCGCCUGCGACAGGGCGCCGCGCUCGUGCGAGCACGCAGACCGUAUCUUUUCAAGAAUGCCAUCACUGGCCUUGGUCUCCUAGGUGUGGUUGGAAAUUGGUAUACCCUCAACGCCGUUGGCCAAGACAAUUUCGAAGAUGUCAAGGUUCCCGAUGCGCCCAAGUCCGCCGCUUCCAAGUAA